CCACGGACCAUGUUGUUUGCUUGUGCUAUUAUUGCUCUUAUUAUUCUGCUUUUUAGCCACUGGGUAUAUAGGUGGAGAAACCCCAAGUGUAACGGGGCAUUACCACCAGGUUCGAUGGGACUACCAAUUAUAGGAGAAACAAUUCAGUACUUCACCCCUUAUGCAAAAGAUGAUGUUCCACAAUUCUUGCAAAAAAGAGUGUCUAGGUACGGGCCAAUUUUUCGCACGAGUUUAGUUGGGCAGCCAGUCAUUGUAUCAACUGAUCCUGAAGUCAACUACCGUGUCUUCCAGCAAGAAGGUAAUGCUUUCCAGUGCUCGUAUACUGAGAGUGUCUUCCGGAUAAUUGGGAAACAAAGUUUAGUUGUCCAUCAUGGAGAGUUCCACAAGUACCUCAAGAACUUAAUCUUGAAGCUUGUUAGCCCCGAAGCCUUAAGAGAGAAGCUAAUAUAUGAAAUGGAUGGCAACACUCAAAAAUGUCUAAGUUCUUGGAGUAAACUUGGAAAAAUAGAUGCUAAAGAUGGAACUGCGGAGUUGGUAUUUAAGCUUGCUGCCAAGAAGAUACUUGACUAUGAAGAAAGCAAGGCUCAGAAAAAAUUGCGAGACAGUUAUAAGGCAUUCAUGGAUGGCUUUAUCUCAUUUCCUCUCAACAUCCCUGGAACAGCAUUCCAUGCUUGCUUACAAGGACGUAAGAAAGCAAUGAAGGUCAUCAAGAACACCUUUGAGAUGAGGCGCUCAUGCAAUGACGCUACGAAAGUCUUUGUGGACCAUUUACUUAAGGAAGUAGAGAAAGAAGACACUUUUUUGAAUGAAGAAAUUGCGAUGGACUUGGUAUUUUUGCUUCUAUUUGCUUCCCAUGAGACAACUUCAACUGCAAUGACUUUGGCCAUGAGGUUUCUAAAUGACCAUCCAGCAGUUUUAGCUGAACUAAAGAGAGAGCAUGAAAAUAUUCUUAAAAUGCGAGAAACUGAAGAUUCUGGUGUUUCAUGGAAAGAGUACAAGUCCAUGAUUUUCACGCACAUGGUUAUAAAUGAAACAGUUAGGCUUGCAAAUAUUGCCCCUGGGAUUUUUCGCAAAGUGGUCAAGGAAGUUGAAAUAAAAGGGUAUACGUUUCCUGCUGGUUGGACGCUAAUGGUUUGUCCAUCAUCUGUUCAUUUGGAUCCUCAUCGAUACAACGACCCCCUUGAAUUUAACCCAUGGCGAUGGGAGGGCCAAGAAUUACAUGCGGGAUCGAAAAGUUUCAUGGCAUUUGGUGGCGGUACGAGGCUUUGUGUUGGUGCUGACUUUGCAAAGUUGCAGAUGGCAAUUUUUCUGCAUUAUUUGGUCACAAAAUACACCUGGACAGUUAUCCACGGAGGAGAGACAAUCCGGAAACCUGGUCUUCUUUUCCCCAGUGGAUUGCAUAUCGAGAUUUCAGAGAACGAAUAGACUUUCAGCUGGGCAAUUCUCCAGUGAAUUUACCUUUCAGAAGUGUAUUUGUGAUGUAGUAAUUUAUUGUUUGUUGCAAAGUUAUUUAGUUUGCUUACGACUUUGGGUUGUACUACGUUAUAAGUGCCUAAUAAGCAACAUUUUAAGUUGUGUCUUUCUUGAAACUGGGGAGAGCGUUGUCCUUUUUCUUUUUUA
This is a messenger RNA of Coffea eugenioides, 1620 nucleotides long. RefSeq names its product cytochrome P450 87A3-like. NCBI's taxonomy places the organism in Eukaryota, Viridiplantae, Streptophyta, Magnoliopsida, Gentianales, Rubiaceae. The record is from RefSeq and is a predicted model, not a curated record. Gene Ontology annotation, biological process: sterol metabolic process. The transcript is spliced from 9 exons. Gene Ontology annotation, molecular function: oxidoreductase activity, acting on paired donors, with incorporation or reduction of molecular oxygen; monooxygenase activity; iron ion binding. The coding region runs from base 10 to 1425 and encodes 471 amino acids.